Molecule: messenger RNA, 3185 nt
Organism: Rotaria sp. Silwood2
Lineage: Eukaryota; Metazoa; Rotifera; Eurotatoria; Philodinida; Philodinidae
Source: the annotation of a GenBank genome assembly
AUGAUCAAGUCGAUUCCAGGGGUCAUUGCCGUUUAUCCGGUGUACUCUAUUCCUGGUCCUGAGUCAUUGACGGAAUACAUUCAAUCUAAAAGUAGAGACAACGAUCCAACUGCUCCAGUUAUUGCACAUGAUUUGACAGGAGUGGGAAAUGUUCAUGACCAAUUGAAAAAUUUUGGAAAUGGUGUUCGGGUAGCUGUAAUCGACACGGGUAUUGAUUAUAAACAUCCUGCUCUGGGAGGAUGCUACGGACUAAAUUGCAAAGUAGCAUUUGGUCUUGAUUUAGUUGGUGAUAACUUUAGUUCUCUCAAUCCUGUACCAGUUGAGGAUAAUGAUCCAAUUGAUAAUUGUUCGGACAGCUCCCAUGGCACUCAUGUUGCUGGAAUUAUUGCUGCCAAUGCAACAGAAAUAAAUGAAACCGGUUUCAUUCCUUUCCAGUCAUUUGUUGGUGUCGCUCCUCAAGCCAUUCUUGGAUCGUUAUACGUCACAUUUUCCUUUGGCAAUCGCGGAAGUCAAGGUCUUCAAACAGGUGGAAGUCCAUCUAUUUCUGCAGGUGCCAUAGCUGUUGCUUCAUUAGACAAUUUACGUGCUCCUCGGUACUAUCUAUUCACUCCUGAUGAUGAGAAAAUUUUCUAUUUACCUGGUGCUGCUUUUGGUGGUUGGCAAUCUGUUGUACAGUCGGAGGUCGUGGUGAAUAGUAAGUAUCUUUUUAAAAUUAACUAUUGAUUAUAAUUUUCUGUCAAAACUAAUCUUACCUACAAGAUAUGACAAACGAUGGCUGUUCUGAUCCACUAAAGAAUGUGACUGGCGCUGUUGUAUUGUUUGCUUUCAGAAAUGCAGAUAGCUGUACUUCUGCUGAUCGAUGUAAUAGAGCGGCAAGAGCUGGAGCAACAGGUUGUUUGAUAUACAAUGUGGGCAGUAUUACAGGUAUUUGAGUAAACAUCCAUUUAUUCUCUUAUUCAGCAUAGCUUUCAGGUUCAUCAUCUAUUCCAAGUGGAAGCAUCAGUAACAGCGACGGUUUGAAGAUUAUUGAAAUCGUGGCUAAAAAUCAAUCAUCAUUAUUUACGUUUACAAAUUUACUAGACCUUGCUGAGCUUGUGAGUCAGUAGAAUUCGUAUUAAUAGUAAUGGUUGAUUUCUUAAGAAAACAUACAUUUGAAAUCAAUCUCUAAUACUAUGAAAAUUUCUGUAGAACUUAUCGAAUAGAGUCGAACUUUAAGAGCCAAUUGAUAUUCGUUUUACGCGAAAACUAUCCGAUAUGAUUGUUUGCUUCAAGGCUAGAAUUAUUUUCUUUGUUAGUAGCGCUUUUCUUAAAAUAAUAGAAUAUUUCCAAAGUAUUAAUCUUUCUAAUUGUCUUAUAAAUGAACUAAUUUAUUUCACGAAUAACUUAUUUAGGAGAUGUUCGAGUGUAAUACUUCGAAAAAUCAUUAGAGAAUAAAACUACUUUCUCCAUCUUGUGAUAAUUUCGAAUGUCUUUUAAACAAUAGCAGAUUCGAAUAGAAGUCGACAUUGUAAAAUACCUUUUACAAAUCGACGAGAUACUAAUUUUCUUUUCUAUUAAUGUGCAGCCGACAGGAGGAACGCCGUCGAGUUUCUCAUCAAUUGGUCUCACUGGUGACUUGUUGUUCAAACCACAAAUUAGUGGCAUUGGUGGUUAUGUUUACUCAACUAUUUCAUCUUUUACUGCUAAGAACCAAAACCUUUCUGCCGCUUAUGCUGUCAAGUCAGGUACAAGUAUGGCAACUCCCUAUGUUGCUGGGUACGUAUGUAGAAUUUUUUAGACAACUUUUAUAUUGAUCUCAUUUCUCAUUCAAAAUUCAGCAUGACUUCAGAUAUAGAUGCAUACAAAGAUAAUUCCUUGUGUCAUAUUAUUAUUAUAGAUGCUCCCUACUAAGAAUAGUCAAGCAUUUUCUCUUAUAAUCUUUUGGUUCAUUUACUACGUAGCUGUUGACAAGAUUAAUUAAUUACAUUAUCGUCAAAGCUUUCAUCCAUGUUUUUCCAGAAAACAAAUACUGAAAAAUUGACUUCAGGGUGUGAAAAUGGGUUAAUAUCUUUUAUUUGAGCACCUUACAUAGCUAUACCAAUUCGAUCACUUAAUUUAUAUAACGGAUAUGAGCAAACAAGUUUGCUGCUUUAUUUUCUAAUUAUGCUGAAGAUGUUUGCCUAUUGCUUAAGAGAGCGUCCACCAUAGGAUCGAGAAACCCCAUACUCUCGAAAAUUGUCACCCUCUCAUUUUAUUAAUGGAAUCGAUAGCCCAUGAGGUGAAACUACUAAACCCAAAAUAUUAGCUCGAUUAAUCAUAUAACAAGAAAGUUAUGAGGACUACACUGACGACUACUGAGUGAUUUAGUCAAAAUCCGAACUUUUUAGUGUGAUACCCACAUCUCCGGCAAAACGUAAUCGAUUCCUCAACAAUCAUAUAGCAUUCGAUGGCUCUUCGAACGCUCUACAAAACUAGGUAUAUGACAGGAUAAAAUCAAAUAUUCAGAUAUGACUUUCGAUCAAAAUACUGAAAUAUGACCAUCAACCAAAAAUCAAUAUUUGACAAAUAACCUCUCCAAAUUAGUUCAUCCCAGAAAUUCGGACCGUGCGUUGGAUAGAGCAAUAAAAAAUCUACAAAAUUAACCUAAAAGAAAAUUUUUUUAACCCGUAAAAAAAGAUUUUUUUAAACAUUUUUGUGUCAAAACUCGUGAAAAGUGCUGCUUUUCGCUUAAUUUUGGACUUUUUUGUGUGCUCUACAUACUAAUUAAGUUAAAGUAAAUAUGAUAUUCGGAAUCAGCAUCAAAAACUGAGUCGACUAAUAUAUGUUUCAAACAUAUUCGCGAACAUUUUUUUUCAUCCCAAAACUUCACCCCUGGUCCCCCUCAAGGUAGUUGCCUCAAAAAAAUAUAUUUCAUCAAAAAGUUAUUUUGUCAGUAGGAAACAAGUUCUAUGCUUGUAAAAUGAUACAAAAACACAAAAUGGCAGAUGACUAAGCAAUAAAAACAGCGUUUUGAUGAAAUAUUUUUUUUUUGAGGCAACUACUUUGAGGGGGACCAGGGGUGAAGUUUUGGGAUGAAAAAAAAUGUUCGCGAAUAUGUUUGAAACAUAUGUUAGUCGACUCAGUUUUUGAUGCUGAUUCCGAAUAUCAUAUUUACUUUAACUUAAUUAGUAUGUAGAGCACACAAAAAAGUCCAAAAUUAAGCGAAA